Molecule: messenger RNA, 1416 nt
Organism: Coprinopsis cinerea okayama7#130
Lineage: Eukaryota; Fungi; Basidiomycota; Agaricomycetes; Agaricales; Psathyrellaceae
Product: RuvB-like helicase 1
Exons: 7
Coding region: 1-1416 (471 amino acids)
Biological process (GO): box C/D snoRNP assembly; regulation of transcription by RNA polymerase II; chromatin remodeling
Cellular component (GO): Ino80 complex; NuA4 histone acetyltransferase complex; Swr1 complex
Molecular function (GO): ATP hydrolysis activity; DNA helicase activity; ATP binding
Source: RefSeq, a predicted model, not a curated record
AUGAAGGCGACGACGGCUUCAGGAUCGAGCUCGACGCCGGCUCACAAUGCACCACUACCACCUAGCGCAUCUUCAGCAGCGCGAUCGUCGCGUAUCGCACCACACUCGCAUAUCAAAGGUCUCGGAUUGAAUUCAGAAGGGUACGCGACACAGGACACUGCUGGGUUCGUUGGGCAAGCCCAGGCGCGCGAGGCCUGUGGAGUUAUCGUUGACCUUGUAAAAUCGCGCAAGUUCUCUGGUCGGGCGCUCUUGCUCGUCGGUGCACCAGGAACUGGCAAAACCGCCUUGGCUCUGGCCAUCUCGCAAGAAUUGGGAUCCAAGGUGCCCUUCUGCCCGAUGGUAGGCUCGGAGGUGUACAGUACCGAAGUCAAGAAGACGGAGGUUCUCGCAGAGGCGUUUAGGCGAGCCAUUGGUCUGCGAAUCAAGGAGACUAAAGAUGUCUACGAAGGCGAGGUCACGGAGCUCACACCGACUGAAUCUGAAAACCCGUUGAGCGGAUACGGCAAGACGGUUUCCCAUGUCGUGGUGGGGUUGAAGACGGCCAAGGGCACGAAGCAGCUCCGUCUAGAUCCCACAAUAUACGAGUCGAUUCUCAAGGAGAAGAUCGUUGUGGGAGACGUGAUCUACAUCGAGCAUAAUACUGGAGCUGUGAAGCGAGUGGGUCGGUCAGAUGCCUACGCUGCGUCGUACGACUUGGAAUCAGAAACAUACGUACCUCUUCCCAAGGGGGAUGUCCACAAAAAGAAAGAGCUUGUUCAGGAUGUGACGUUGGGAGAUCUGGAUGCUGCGAAUGCCCGUCCUCAAGGCGGACAGGACAUCAUGAGCGUCAUGGGAAGCCUGGUCAGAAGUGGAAGGACAGAAGUCACCGACAAGCUCAGGAAAGAGGUUAACAAGGUCGUCAAGGGAUAUGUGGAUCAGGGCGUGGCCGAAGUCGUGCCAGGCGUCGUCUUCAUUGAUGAGGUGCACAUGCUUGACAUUGAGUGUUUUACGUAUUUGAAUGCGCUGCUAGAAUCCCCGAUGGCGCCUACCGUUAUUCUCGCUACGAAUCGAGGCAAUUCAUUGAUUCGGGGUACCACCGACAUCAUCUCCCCUCACGGGAUACCGGUGGACCUCCUCGACCGAUGCAUGAUCGUCAAAACGGAUGCCUACAACACCGAACAGAUCGCUAAAGUCAUCCAGCUGCGCGCGAAUGUGGAAGGUCUGAAGUUGGGUCCUGGUGUUCUCGACCGCCUCGCUGCUGAAGGCGAGAAAUCAUCUCUACGGUAUGCCCUGCAACUUUUGACUCCCGCUUCAAUAUUGGCGGGAUUGGCAGGAAGGGACCAGAUUGAGGUUGAGGAUGUUGGGGAGAUGGGAGAGCUUUUCUUGGAUGCCAAGACGAGUGCUUCGCAGAUUAGUGAGGCGGGGUAUAGUACCUAG